Molecule: messenger RNA, 537 nt
Organism: Brugia pahangi
Lineage: Eukaryota; Metazoa; Nematoda; Chromadorea; Rhabditida; Onchocercidae
Source: the annotation of a GenBank genome assembly
AUGCAUCUUGAAAGUAUAAAAAACGAUAACUGGAAGAUAUGCCAAUCAUUGGAUGAUAAAACUAAUAGUGAUGAUGAUAAUGAUGAUCAAUUUUCACGAACAAAUAUGAAGAUUUGUAGAUUUUGUUAUGUGGAAGGAUCGAAUGAAAUUGAUUGGCUUAGACCUUGUAAAUGUUCUGGUUCAAUGUUAUGGGUUCAUAAGCAAUGUUUUAAUUUUUGGUUGGGUAAAGCAUCUGGAAGAAGCAAAAUACAAUGUCAAAUAUGCAAAUUCAGAUAUAAGAAAUUAUUGCUUUUGAAGCCUUGGAAAGAAUGGUGUUUACCGGAUUUGCAUUUAUCAUUUGUUGAUGUGUUAGAAUUGUUAUUCGAUGCAUACUUUUUAUAUCGAAUGAAAUUUAUGCAUACGAUAAAUAGGCCAAUUUCAUUAGUGGUUAGAAUACUUCGAACAUCGUACAUUCUUCAUCGAUUUGGUUUUUAUGUGAGAGUUUUCUCAGCUGUUGCAUCUUCAUUUUUUAGUGUUGUCAUUAUUGAUGCUGUUUAA